Vombatus ursinus (common wombat) is the source of this 1124-nucleotide messenger RNA. It is a transcript of the gene MANSC4, whose product is annotated as MANSC domain containing 4. Bases 25 to 1035 code for a protein of 336 amino acids. The transcript has 3 exons. NCBI's taxonomy places the organism in Eukaryota, Metazoa, Chordata, Mammalia, Diprotodontia, Vombatidae. The record is from RefSeq and is a predicted model, not a curated record.
UCUUGAACUUUUCAUAUUGAGGAAAUGCGUGGCAUGGUGAAGGCGGCAGCAGAAGUGCUGUGGGUCCUGAGUGUGAGUGUGGUGUGGCGUUCGGACGCUCUCUGUUCACCCGCUGUGUUUUACAAGGAUUGCUGGAUCCGACGCUUUCCAGGUUUCCUAAUUGACCUGGAGGAAUCUCAGAAGUUUGGAGCCCGGUUCCUAAAGUAUUACUCAGAAAGCACAGGCCAGAAGUGUGGGAGGAGCUGUUGUCUUACAAAGGAUGCUCCCUGCAAUCUGGCUAUUUUCUUCCAUGAUCCCAUCCAUGACAAUGUCAACUGCCUUCAUGUUUACUGCCCGACCCUGGAGAGUUGCAUCUUACAGCCUAGGCAUAGUGCCAUUCUGUACAACAUCACAGCAGGUAUUGAUCCAGAUUUGCUUGCUUUUCAAAAAUCAUCUACCAAAGAUCCAAGUACACGUUCUUCAUUUAAUAGACAGAACAGGCUAACCAAUGUAAAGGCUGCUAAUUUAGAAAAACACAAAACUAUCAUGGUAAGCCCCAUGUUACUGUCAGUAGAGGCUCCAGCUUCAACCACAUAUCAAGAUCUGGUUGUAAAUACCAGCAAUACUAGUUUUUCCAAUGCCACAACCACAGAGUCUUGGACAACAUCCAUUCCACUGAAUGACUUAGUUACUACACAGAUAAAUAUGGCUUCAUCCAGUCCUGAUCUCCUCAAUAGUCUGGGUAAUAGGACAAUUUCUCCUGCAUCUAAGACUAUAGAAACAAAAAUACUUUCACACAUGCCUAUUCCACAGCAUCUCAACAGUAGCCAACAGCUCUUGAAUGAAACCAAAUGGUACAACAGCCGGAACUACUCUUCUGAAAAUGAAGAAGAGAGGACAGUUGGGGAAUCCGUGACUUCAAACACACGGCUGGUUCCUGUAGCACUCAGCACAUCAAUCAUCCUCCUUUGCUCUUGUCUGGUCUUUCUUGUAUCAGGAUGCUGCCAGAAACGACAAGGCCAUUAUAAGCCAACACACAACGAAACGCACCACUGAAAAGGGGAAGGUUGUAACGACAGUUAAGGGUGCAGGGAUGAUGGAAAACUUUUAAAGUUUACUUCAUUAUCGACAUUGGUAAAAUAUAA